GCGCCGCAGACGGUGACUUGAAACCGGAGGGGGCAGGGUGUAGAGUGGAGACUUUGGAGCGACCCACAGCUGCCCGGCUUAACUCAACGUUUUGUGAUUUAAAAAAAAAAAAAAACACAUUUCAAAAAAAAAUAAGCUGAGGAGGCCCGUGUCCAGAAUGGCUGACAACUCCACUGGGAAGACCAAACGUGGCAAAGCAGCAAAGAAACUCCCCACACACCCCAAAUACUCUGAGAUGAUCAUUGGGGUGAUCACUGAUUCUGCCAGCCGCUCCGGCCUGUCCCGCCAAGCCAUCCAGAAGCUGGUCAAGAGUCAGUACAAGCUUGCGGACAAUGCUGACGGUCAGAUUAAGCUGUCGCUGGUCAAGCUGGUGACCAAGGGGGUCCUGGAGAAGACCAAAGGCGUGGGCGCCUCGGGCUCCUUCAAGAUAUCCAAGGGCGGCGAGCCCCAGAAGGCGGUCAAGAAGGUAAAGAAGCCGGUGAGGAAGACGGCCUCCCCCAAGAAGCCGGUCAAAGCCAAGAAGCCGACCAAACCCUUGACCAAGGCCAAAAAGACCAAGGUGCACAAAGCAGUGAAGAAGGCGGCAGGUGCAGCCAAGGGCGCCAAGAAAGCCAAGCCGGCAAAAACGAAGGUGUUAAAGGCCAAGCCGGUGAAGAGGGGAGCCAAGAAAGCCAAAAGCUCCAAGCCUCGUGCCAAAACCAGCGCAAAGAAAAUGGCUCCCAAAAAGAAAUGAAUGUGUCCAUUCAAACGAGUAGCAACACGGACUUUUAGCCAUUUUUGUAUAUAGUUGUUUUAAUUUUUUUAAUCAAAUUUUGUUUGAUCUUUUACUGGGGUGGAUGCAGAUGAGUAAUGAUAGCGUUGUUGACAUUUGCUAUUCUUUGUAGUCAUUGUCAUGUCAUGAUUUUAUGUACAACUUUGGUUAAUUGAGCUGAGGCAUGUAUUGGAAAGCAAAUUUCUUAUGAAUCCAAUUACCGUCCUUAAAUUUCAAAUAAAAAGAUAUCAACGCAAUAA
Molecule: messenger RNA, 1011 nt
Organism: Leucoraja erinaceus (little skate)
Lineage: Eukaryota; Metazoa; Chordata; Chondrichthyes; Rajiformes; Rajidae
Product: histone H1.0-like
Exons: 1
Coding region: 158-733 (191 amino acids)
Biological process (GO): nucleosome assembly
Cellular component (GO): nucleosome
Molecular function (GO): DNA binding; structural constituent of chromatin
Source: RefSeq, a predicted model, not a curated record